GAACAGCAGGAAACAGGGGGGAGAGGAUGAGCAGGAGAAGCGGGAGGAGAUGAGAAAGCAGGGGUUGAUCCUCCCCGCCUCCCACAGCACUUGCCUACAGGUGCGUGCGCUACUCCGACGGUCCUCCGACCCGGCGCCACAGCUCGACGCACGGCCACUGCCGCGAGGCACGGCGAGACGGAAGGAGGGAGGGGAGGAAGCGCCCGCGGCAGUCAACUCAAAAACACGCCCCGCCCGGAGGGGGGGGGGUCACAGGCUCAGCAUCCUGGGGCUGCGCUCACACGCGAGGAGGCUCUCGCAGCACAACGGCGAGCACCAAGGUGAUGAGCGUGAUGAAGAUGAUGCCGACGUAGAACAAGGGCCUCUUCGCCGCCGGCGAUGCUGA
Molecule: messenger RNA, 385 nt
Organism: Prorocentrum cordatum
Lineage: Eukaryota; Dinophyceae; Prorocentrales; Prorocentraceae
Source: the annotation of a GenBank genome assembly